AUGCAGCUCUUUCAGCAGCUGGGGGAGGCCCUCGAGCGACUCUCGAGUGGCCACUGUGCGUGGAACGAUCUCACCAAGGCCGAGCUGAGGAAUCUUGCAGAGUUCAAUGAAGAGCCGAAGUCUGCCAUCGAGGGCCUCGAAGGCUUAGCCCUCGAGUACACAUGGCAGGAACUGCACCAGGCGACUGACGGCUUUUCAACAGCUCGCCAGUUGGGUUCAGGUGCCAGUGGUACAGUCUACCAUGCCACGCUGUGCGAGGGCACAGAAGCGGCUGUGAAGGUGCUGGAUGCACCAUUGCGGGGAGGGUUUGAAGACGAAGUUCGUCUCCUGUCCAGAUGCAGGCAUCCAAAUGUAGUGAUGCUCCUGGGAUUUGCUGAAGAAAGUCUUUGCAGCGUUUUUCGACAUCGUCGCUGUGCUUUGGUCUAUGAGCUUCUGCAUGGCGGUGACCUUUAUCGAAGGCUGCAGGCAUCCAGAGCUUACUUAUGGCAUGAACGACUGCGGACUGCCACAGAAGUUUGCCGGGGCUUGGCCCAUCUGCACAAGCACCGGCCCAAAAUCUUCCACCGUGACAUCAAGAGCCAAAACAUCCUCUUCAGCAGUGAUGGGACGGCAAAGAUAGCGGACUUCGGAUUGGCAUGUAUGGCCGCCGACAACGAUGUUCACGAGAUGGCGACAUCGCAAGUUGCUGGCACGGUGGGUUAUUCUGACCCGCUGUACACCAGGACGGGCGUGAUGUCAGAGUCUAGCGAGUGCUACUCCUUUGGGCAGGUUCUCAUUGAAAUCCUGGUUGGCCGCCCACCUGCCGUUUUGGCACAAGACGGUCACAGCUGUGUUUUUCUGAGUGAUGAGCUGCGGCCUAGGGAGGACCGUGCCAAAAGCCGUGUACUAAGUCGUCUCGACAAGCGUGCGCAAUGGCCUCUCUGCACGGCGGCCGGCCUCUCUACGCUGGCUCUGCUUUGCAUUCAUGAGGAUGCUGACCGCCGCCCAACAUUCCUCGAGGCCACAGAUAUGCUCAGAGACCUUACGGCUGCUGCAUUUGUGCAAGAAGCAGAUCAGGACAGCGUUGGUCGAGAUCCGACCGAGCAGCCAGAAACAUGUCAUCAUACUGUCCCGUUGGUUAGAGCUCAUGGCAUCCUCGAGCCGGGCAGGGAGGAUUCAACGGCAGGUUGCCAGGGUUCACCGGAAAAUGCUUUGAGGCAGCCCGAGCUUCCCCAGCUCGAGUCUGCAGAGGUCUUGGGCCAUUUCCUCCAGCAUGCCCAGCAUGCCCGGCAACUCACGGGCCAACCCCGCCAGGCACAGAUCCUGUCCCCGUCUCCCAACUUUGCACAUGCAAAGGCUAGCUUGCACCAGGCGCAGUUGCAAGUCCAGCACAGACAAUCCCCUGUGCCGGUGCAGCACCAGCAGACGCAAGCUUUGUCACCAGGUGCCGUGAUGCAACUGUCUCCGACUGCUAUGCAGGUCUGGCAGCCCCACUCCCCAGGUCAUGGACCAAACGCACCCUCUCCCCCCCCUCCUCUUCAGCUGCUGCAGGUAGCGGCCUGCCCUCGCCCCAUCAAUCGGCCCUGCGGGCCCAUAGGCCCCAUGUCCCCUCGAGAUCUGCGGACGUCGCAUGCAAAGUCCAUGCACGACAUCCAGGCGGAAUCCAACAGAAUCAACAUCUGUCUUCGAGCCAGCUCUCUCGCGGCUCCUGCUCUGGUCGGAGAUCGACAGCCUCCAGGUGCUGAAGAAGCUUCUGAACUGCGGAGCGAAUCUGUCUGA
Messenger RNA from Symbiodinium necroappetens, 1758 nucleotides. The record is from the annotation of a GenBank genome assembly. Lineage: Eukaryota; Dinophyceae; Suessiales; Symbiodiniaceae.